UGUGUGCUAUCAAAAUGUGACAGUAUAGCCACACGCAGUCCUUGGAUAAUCUCCGCUCUCGCUAAUAAAUGUAGAACCAGUUAAGAAUAGACGGUGGCGUCUGGCACAUCACUCCUCAGGGAGAUCAGAGCGGCUGUAGUCAGCGGCUGCUCACACCAAGUCCUGGGAUGGCGAGCUCUGGUCACUUGGAGACAGUCGUAUCCUGUCCCAGACAGACGGCAAGGAAUGGAACCUCCGCCACUACCUGCAAUGGAGCUACCCCAAAGGCAUUGGCCUUUUCCAUCGAGAGAAUCAUGGCCAAGAACUCCGAACCGAGGAGCCCUACUGAACAAAGGCAAACCUUGGAGAAAGCAGAAGGCAAAAAGGUUGGGAAACUGUGCUCCCCUGUCCCCUGUAUGUUUCCUAUCCAACCACUUCCUUAUGAUUUGCAAGCUAAAGCUCUGCUGAAUUACUCGGAGGUAUGGAAGUCUAACCUGAGAGGCUCACUCUGUACUUCUGCGGCAAUGUGUAAAUCUAACUGUGGGAUGUGCUACAAAACUGACUUAAAUUUAGGUCCUUCAAUGAUGACUACUAACAGAUUGAUCAAACCUCAAGUCAUUAAUCAAACAGUCGCAAUGCCUGCCAACGGCUCCCUUUAUUAUUUCAACUAUCUGGACACGACGUACCACCCUUCGGAGUUGCUUCAUAACCACCACCUUUUCCCGUCUCAUAUCCUCGGCUCUCAGCCUCCGGCCUCACUUUCUGCUCACCAGAAACUACUUUUGUUGGAAAAUGCUAAAUUUGCCAGCCUGGCUGCGGAGAAAUAUCCAAGCCCACAAUUUCCUCACAAAGAACGCAUCCCGGGACAGUUGGACCAAGUGAUAAAAGAAAACAGCAGCUUUCCAGUCGAAAAGAACGUCAUUAAAAACCACCAGAAGCUGAACAACACCUCGAGCGACGGAAAACCCAAAAACUUUACCUGUGAAGUUUGUGGAAAGGUUUUUAAUGCACAUUAUAAUCUAACACGUCAUAUGCCCGUUCACACCGGAGCCAGACCGUUUGUCUGCAAAGUCUGUGGGAAAGGAUUUCGACAGGCUAGUACACUGUGCAGACACAAAAUAAUCCACACACAGGAGAAACCCCAUAAAUGUAAUCAAUGCGGAAAAGCUUUUAACCGAAGCUCCACUCUAAACACUCACAUUCGGAUCCAUGCUGGCUACAAACCUUUUGUUUGCGAAUUCUGUGGGAAAGGAUUUCACCAAAAAGGAAACUACAAGAACCACAAAUUGACGCAUAGUGGAGAAAAACAGUUUAAAUGUAAUAUCUGCAACAAAGCAUUCCAUCAAGUCUAUAAUUUGACAUUUCACAUGCAUACUCACAAUGAUAAAAAGCCUUUCACUUGCGGCACUUGUGGGAAAGGGUUUUGUAGGAACUUUGACUUGAAGAAGCAUAUAAGAAAAUUACACGAUGGUAACUCAGUCGCACCUCCUGUGAACGAACGCUCAAGAGUGGGGAUAAGUUAGUCGAACAGACUUUGCUUCAGUUUUAUUUUUGCGGACAAUCACUUAUGUACAUUGCGUUUUGAAAUACCGUCUAUUUGAGAUUUACGAUGCACUGCAAUGCUCUUUACUUCCUUCAGCGGUUACGCAACAGUGGAUAAUUCAUAAGAUACAUUUCACCCUUGAAUUUUCAGGUAUAAGCGGCCUGAAUUUUUAAAUUAAACGUCGCCACCAUGUCCAGGCGCGACAAUUUUCCAGGACUGUUCCGAAUGAAUAGCUAUGUAAAUAUUCAUGUUAAUUAAAUGUCUUAUAUCACAUUAUUUUUUUCUGUAUUGUAGCAUUUUAUAUCUGAAACAUACCGUGGAUUGGUAAAUAUGAAAUUUCGAAGUAUUUGUUAGGAUGUUGCUUCGUUUGCAUAACUGUAAAUUUAAAUUAUGUUGUAAAAAAUGAAGGUGUCUACUUGCAAAAUAAAAGUAAAG
Messenger RNA from Mobula hypostoma (lesser devil ray), 1957 nucleotides. RefSeq names its product FEZ family zinc finger 2 (gene fezf2). Lineage: Eukaryota; Metazoa; Chordata; Chondrichthyes; Myliobatiformes; Myliobatidae. The coding region runs from base 168 to 1502 and encodes 444 amino acids. The transcript has 5 exons. The record is from RefSeq and is a predicted model, not a curated record.